Molecule: messenger RNA, 742 nt
Organism: Drosophila nasuta
Lineage: Eukaryota; Metazoa; Arthropoda; Insecta; Diptera; Drosophilidae
Product: isochorismatase domain-containing protein 1
Exons: 3
Coding region: 68-673 (201 amino acids)
Source: RefSeq, a predicted model, not a curated record
CAACACUUUGUGCCGAGCAGCUGAAGAGUAAAGUGCAUUUAUUGGAUAGAAUUAAUUAACGAGAAAAAUGGCUUUACGACGCUGUCACUUGAACCCGAAGAAAACACUUUUCCUGCUGUGCGACAUACAGGAAAAGUUCCGUCCCGGAAUGCCGCUCUUCGAUAAAAUGGUCAAGAAUGCGGACAAAUUGACGAGGGCGGGCAAAGCGUUGGAUGUGCCCUUGAUAGUCACCGAACAUUAUCCCGAGAAACUGGGCAAAACAGUUGCUGAUCUCGAUGUGUCGCAUGCCAAGAUCGUGCUGGGUAAAACCUAUUUCAGCAUGAUGACGCCACAGGUAAAGAGUGUGAUCAAGGACAUCUUCGGCGAGAAGCCGCAGGAUGUGGUACUCUACGGCCUGGAGUCUCACAUCUGUGUGGAGCAGACUGCAAUUGAUUUGCGGGAACAGGACAUUAAUGUCUACAUCGUGGCCGAUUGUUGCUGCUCGCGUCUCAACCAGGAUAGGGAUUUGGCCCUGGAACGUUUACGCCAGGCUGGCUGUGUGAUUACCACCAGCGAGAGCGUCAUCUUUGAUCUGGUGCGUGACAAGAACAAUCCCAAAUUCGAUGCCAUUCGUCGACUGGUGAAUACCACCUCAGUGGACAUGGAGCUGACACGCAAUCCCGCAAAGUUGUAAGACAUCAUUUGUGUAUUUGUGUCUCGAUUCCAAAACAGAAUUGUGUAAUAGAAUUAAUAUGAAGUUUUA